Molecule: messenger RNA, 1113 nt
Organism: Dichomitus squalens LYAD-421 SS1
Lineage: Eukaryota; Fungi; Basidiomycota; Agaricomycetes; Polyporales; Polyporaceae
Exons: 13
Coding region: 1-1113 (370 amino acids)
Source: RefSeq, a predicted model, not a curated record
AUGUCCUUGGUGGAUGCGGGAGCGGUGGGGACGGCAUUCAAUGAAGACUAUAUGAUGGAUAUGCUUGUACCACAUCUGCUUUCUGGUUUUGCCUGCAUGGAUUUCCUGUCCCAUCUCCCAUGCGACCUUGCCAUCAUUAGGGGUAAGAUCGGAUGCAGGCCUGGGGCGUUUCUGUUCUACUUCGGAUGCCGAUACCUAAGUGUCCUGUCCAUACUUUCCCUGCUUGCGUAUUACGAUGCGUAUAGAGUCAUGCGCAUGGAGACACUCAGCUAUAUCUGUCAGGUUGCGUCUUCCCUCUCUCUAGGGUUUGCCUUCAGUAUCAUCACAACCCGAAUAUGCGCCCUGUACAAGAAUACGUAUCUCAGCCUUGCUCUGCAGUUGGUCACCCUGGUGUUCUGGGGGUUUAUGUUCUACGGUCUGCAAGAUUUCGAUAUCGUCGUGGUCCCAGAGCGUCAUGUUGGCGCUCGCGUCACCACCUGCGUGCUCAUGAUCUCUCUCUCGACAUGCGGGGUUGUACUCGCUCUGACGUACGUCUUCGUCGUAGCCAGGCGUGAGCACAGUUUUAGGAUCCACGACUGCUUCAAGAUGCUGUACGAAGCAGAUGUUCUGGAGUUCUUGACCAUUUGGGUAGUCGUAUUGCCUGGCAAUAUCCUCUCCAUCUUGGACGCAUCUCAGUCUAGUGAGUCACCGCACGUCCCCGAGAGUACUGGGCUAAAACACAAUCUACCAGCACGGCCUCACUUUAUCCUCAGUUAUAGUGCUUGUAAUACCAUCACAGCUGCCCGAAUAUAUCGCAAGAUGAUCUACCGCCUUCAGGUAUGUCCUCGUAGGGACGUGCCACUGAGUUUUUAUGACUGGUUCAAGUGGGGCGCGCUCGGGCUGGCCGGCAGAUUCAGGAUGCAUAUUCACCCUCGUACGCUACUGGGCCCUCAUCAAUCCCACGAACUGAAUGAUCACCCUCAAUCCUCGCGGCGGGGCUCGACGUCCCUGCAUGUGUCAGUUUCCGGACACCGUCCUGCAGGGACGCCAGGGUCUGGUAAUCGCGCAUGCGCCCCUGCCAACUCGCGCACGACCUACGCCCAAUCCUCUCUAUAUGACUCCCGAAUAAGCUGA